GUAUAGCAAUAGCAAGCAAAAAGUAUUGAAUAAAGAAUCUCCAUUUCCAUUGCGUUACGUUACGUUAGUUACGGAAUACGGACACAAGAGUUUGUGUACUAAAAUUUGUCCGACAGCAAUCAAUAUCUCGGAAAUAAUUAAAUGCAAUUUAAAGUGCAUUGGUUACGUGUUCGUUAUCAAGUUUUGUGUUGUGAAUCGUUUGCGUGUGAUCAUCCUAAUGGUAUCUAAAAAUUUGUGGACAUUUGUUUUUAUUAUCGCAAGAUAAUAAAGAUUUUAGGAGCCAUUUACACAUGGCGAGAAGUCACGUAGACUUUGUUUGGUGAAAUGUGGAGUGUACUGCGACGCGACAAAUAGCGAAAUAAACUAUCAAAUUCUAGCAAACAAGGAAAAUAUAUAAGAUGGAUAGCAAAAUUAUACAAAAGAAUGCCAUGCAGAAAACAGCCGAGUUUACUUUCACGGCGCCGCCUGAGGCACCCGUGUUUGAACCCACAGCUGAAGAGUUUAUGGAUCCACUGGGCUAUAUCGCCAAAAUUCGGCCCGUGGCGGAAAAGACCGGAAUAUGCAAAAUAAAGCCCCCAGCACGAUGGCAACCACCAUUUUCAUUGGAUGUAGACAAAUUGAAAUUCGUCCCACGGAUUCAGAAAGUUAACGAGUUGGAAGCCAUUACGCGAUUGAAACUUUUGUUUCUUGAAAAAAUUUUGAAAUUCUGGGAUCUUCAAGGCUCUCCACUCAAAAUACCAAUGAUAGAAAACAAAACCUUGGAUUUGUAUUGCCUUAAAUUCUGGGUUGAUGAAGAGGGAGGCUUUGAAAAUUGCAAUACUCCGAAAAAGUGGCGUAAGAUAGCGCAUUCUAUGGGAUACAGUCAAAACGCAAACACAAUGAAUUUUCUCAGAAAUAAUUAUGAGAAAAUUCUCUUGCCCUACGAUAUUUUUGAAAAGAGCAAAGCUGAUAUAUUAAAGACUGUUAAAAAAACCGAAAUAAAAGAAGAAAAUGAUGCAAACAAAUCUCACACAUUUCGAGAAAUAUCUCUGGAAUCAAUAAAAAAAAUUAAAGAUGGAGAAGAGGAUGAGAAACCUCAUACCAGUAUUAAAAAGAUGAAGACAGGGUCAGAUAUAAAAUCAGAUGUGGACACUUCAGUAACUAAAAUUGAGACUAAACCAGAGAGUGAAGAAAUAAAGUGUAAUAGAGAACUCAGAAGACUGGCUUGCUAUGGUCCAGGUCCUAAAAUGCCUGGAUUGAAUGAUGAGGAAUUUGAUAUAACCAAGUCAAGAAAAAGACCUAGAUAUGAGAUGGACCCUCUAGCUAUUUACACUUGUGCUAUUUGCCAAAAAGACCAUAGAGAUGAUCUGCUUUUGAUUUGUAAUGGUUGUUCAGAUACUUAUCACACCUUCUGUUUGAAACCCCCUCUUAACUCAGUACCAGAAGGAGAUUGGCGUUGUCCCUGUUGCAUAGCAGAAGAAGUCCACAAACCUGCUGAAGCCUUUGGAUUUGCUCAAGCUGAAAGAGAAUAUACUCUGCAGCAGUUUGGAGAAAUGGCAGACAAAUUUAAAUCAGAUUAUUUUGGAAUGUCAGGACAUCUUGUGCCAACCACUGUGGCUGAGAAAGAGUUUUGGCGGAUUAUUUCAUCAGUGGAAGAAGAUGUAACAGUGGAAUAUGGUGCAGAUUUGCAUUCCAUGGAUCAUGGCUCUGGAUUUCCAACAAAGUCUUCCUUAAAUCUUUAUCCAGGAGACCAAGAGUAUGUGGAUUCUGGAUGGAAUUUGAACAAUCUUCCAGUGUUAAAUGGCUCUGUGUUGAGAUUCAUCAAUGCUGACAUAUCUGGCAUGACAGUCCCAUGGAUGUAUGUUGGCAUGUGUUUUUCUGCUUUCUGCUGGCAUAAUGAAGACCACUGGAGCUACUCUAUCAACUAUCUGCAUUGGGGAGAAGCUAAAACCUGGUAUGGAGUGCCAGGAAGUGGAGCAGAGCUUUUAGAGAAAGCUAUGAAGGCAGCAGCUCCUGAUCUCUUCCAAUCUCAGCCAGAUCUACUCCAUCAACUAGUUACAAUAAUGAACCCAAACAUUCUAAUGGCUGCAGGGGUGCCCAUCUACAGGACUGAUCAGCAAGCAGGAGAGUUUGUUGUCACUUUUCCCAGAGCCUACCAUGCAGGUUUCAAUCAAGGUUACAACUUUGCAGAAGCUGUUAACUUUGCUCCACCAGACUGGCUUAAAAUUGGAAGGGAGUGUAUAACACAUUAUAAGAACCUGAAAAGAUUCUGUGUCUUUUCACAUGAUGAGUUGAUUUGCAAAAUGGCACUUGAAGGUGAUCGCUUGGACUUAGAAACUGCCUUAGAGACACAAAAGGAGCUUGUCCAAGCUGCCCGUGAUGAAGGACAUUUACGAGCGUUGAUGGCAACCAAAGGUCUGAAGAAUGUCUGCAGAACUGCAUUUGAACUUUUAGGUGAUGAUGAGCGAUUAUGUGAAGUUUGUAAAACAACAUGUUUCUUGUCCUCGGUGUAUUGUGCAGAUUGUAAAUUCAUGGCAUGCCUGUCCCAUGCAGAAAAGGCAUGCAAGUGUCCAUUAGAGAAAGAAAACAUUAAAUUACCGAUAUGACAUGGAUGAGCUUCAUAUAAUGUUGCAAACUAUUGACUUUAGAGUCAAUAGUUUUGACAAAUGGAUGACUGAAACAAAAAACAUUUUGCUUCCAACUGCACCUGACAUUGGACGACUUCAAAAGUU
Messenger RNA from Leguminivora glycinivorella, 2711 nucleotides. Its product is annotated as lysine-specific demethylase lid-like. Gene Ontology annotation, biological process: chromatin remodeling. Gene Ontology annotation, molecular function: DNA binding; histone demethylase activity. Bases 399 to 2585 code for a protein of 728 amino acids. Gene Ontology annotation, cellular component: nucleus. The record is from RefSeq and is a predicted model, not a curated record. The transcript has a single exon. NCBI's taxonomy places the organism in Eukaryota, Metazoa, Arthropoda, Insecta, Lepidoptera, Tortricidae.